Molecule: messenger RNA, 3644 nt
Organism: Synchiropus splendidus (mandarinfish)
Lineage: Eukaryota; Metazoa; Chordata; Actinopteri; Syngnathiformes; Callionymidae
Gene: bpnt2
Product: 3'(2'), 5'-bisphosphate nucleotidase 2
Exons: 8
Coding region: 327-1361 (344 amino acids)
Biological process (GO): phosphatidylinositol phosphate biosynthetic process
Cellular component (GO): endomembrane system
Molecular function (GO): 3'-nucleotidase activity
Source: RefSeq, a predicted model, not a curated record
AAGUAGACUGCCUGACGUCGACCUUCGGCUACGUAGAGGAAAGAUGGGUGAACAGAGGAAUAUUGUUCUGGUGGUUUGACUCCGGCGGAAUUAAACGGGGUCUCGACCCGACGACGGUAACGUGGAAUGUGAUUUUAAGCCACAUGACUGUGUGCUGUCGGGUGUCGUUCAGAGCACCGAAGCGCUUGCACCACCUACUUUGGAACGCGCGCGUGACAACGGACGUGGGAAUCUACGAUUCCAGUCCAAAUAAACACUCCUGAUCUCAAGGUCCUGGAAAGCCACGUCACUGGUCCGUGAACGACAGGUUCAUUUCCUCCUCGAACAUGGCUCCGAUGGGAAUCCGCCUGUCUCCGCUCGGCGUGGCCGUCUUCUGCCUGCUUGGUGUCGGUGUCAUCUACCACCUGUACGCCGGAGUCAUCUCCAACCGCCUGUCUGCUUUCAGGCAAAGAAGUGUGAAUCUAAGGGAGCUGCUGGCCGUCUCCGUGGAAGCUGCUGUUCUUGGUGGCAGAGAGGUGAAAAAGGUGCGAGAGGAAAAUGUUCUGAUGGAGAAGUCGAAGGGCAAGACUAAAGAGGGCGCCAGUGAGCUGCUGACUCUGGGUGACCUGCGGUCACACAGAAGGAUGUUUAACCUCUUGAGGAACACGUUUCCAGAUGUCCUGGUACACAGCGAGGAACACGACAAUACAGUGGACAAGGAUGCGACCUGGAGCAGAGACAUUCCAGCGGACAUUCUGGACAAGGUCAAUGGCAGAAAGGAAGUCCCUGCUGAAAGCAUCACUGUGUGGAUCGACCCCUUAGAUGCAACUCAAGAGUAUACAGAGAACUUGGUGAAGUAUGUGACCACGAUGGUGUGUGUUGCGGUAGAGGGGAAGCCAGUGAUUGGUGUCAUCCACCAGCCUUUUAGUGGAUUUACUGCUUGGGCGCUAGUUGACGGUGGGACCAACAUGGGCCGACGCUCCACAUACAGCAUCAACCCUCCCAAGGUCAUCGUGUCACGCUCUCACUCAGGAAAGGUUAAAGGCUAUGUUCAAGACGCCUUCGGUAACAGCACCACAAUCAUACCAGCAGGGGGAGCAGGAUACAAGGUGUUGUCCCUUUUGGAGAUGCCCGCCAGCAAAUCUGACACCAUAGACCAGGCGGACAUUUAUAUCCACGUAACCUUCAUUAAGAAGUGGGACAUUUGUGCGGGAGCAGCUAUUUUAAAUGCACUGGGUGGUCGUAUGACGACUCUGAAAGGCGAAGACAUUGACUACAGUGGAGAGCCACUCAACAAAGGAGGCCUCCUGGCCACAGUGGGUGUGAAUCACAUAUCUGUGCUGGAAAAACUUCCAAGCUGGGACCCCGAGGACAAGCAGUAAAAAGCCCUUAAAACAUGGUUCUAGUGAUUGUUUGGAAGAGUGAAUGCAAGCGGUCCCUGAUCUUCCACUCCGAUGUCUCCAGCAUUGGCCGGAUUGCGGAGCGUCCAAGCUGCGAUUGCACAUUGGUCCAAUGAACAUCUGAAACGCACAUUCAUACUUGACACUGGAAGUCCGCUCCUGCCUUCUUCAUUAUAGUGCAUGAUUCUCAUGUGAAACAUUUAAGUGAGCACAAGACUUUGAAGCCAAUGAUGUCUUUGCAAGUAUCUGUCUGUUAACCCAGUGAAGUAUAGUGACCCGAUCUGAAGAGUGUAUCACAAGAUGUGAAGAAUAAUUCUGGGAGUGAAAUGGUGGAACUUGAGAGUCUCUUCACCAGCAAAAUAACCUGUCGGUCUCAUAUCAGCGCAUGGGUUUCUGAGUGCAGACAACAAGAGGAGGCAGAACGUCUGCUCCUCUGUUUUAGUCAUAGUUUGCCAUGAUGCCCUUCAGAAUCGCAAGCCAUCAAGUUGACUAUUAACAGUCUCAAAAAAGGGAAACACAUGGGCUGUGAGGGAAAAUUGAAAUCAGUCAGUCUAUUAUUUUGCAGUUGGAGACUCAAAUUUCUUAAGUACAACAAUCCAAAAGUGUCAAUGUUUUACCAGCGAUUCUGCUUGUCAUGUGUUCAUCUCAAACACAUGACUCGUUUUUUUUCCUGAGUGUCAUGUUUUCAGUUUACAAGACACCAAUGUUUACCCUGAGAUGUGGUUACAGCCCUAUUCCUGAAGCGUUACUGUGUGGUUUUGCUGAACAGCAGUUUAAAGCAAAUAGUCAUCGAUUUGCUUGAAAAAUGAGGUGAAUAAGUACAAUGUCAUUGUAAGGAAGUAUUUGUAUUUUCACCUGUCUCGCUCUGUCCUCACCAACUGCCCCAUUGGGUCACCAACACCUACUGUUGCUAUGAAAGUGAUGAUGGGCUGAUGAAACUUACUGGAACAGUGUUGUCAUUGUCAGAGCUCACCAAGGGGCGCUCUUUGUUGAAGACUGACGUCAUGUUUCAAAUAGUUGUCUUAUAUCAAUGAUAAACCUGCAGGGUGCCAUCUUGUGGAUUCUGAAGUGUUUCAUGAAGCUUCACCAGCUCUCCCUCACUGACAUAUUGGCCUGAUGUGCCUAGAAUUUGAAAUUUCAGUGGCUGUUAACUGGCUGAACAAUGUUAUUCAGGUUAAUGGAAAUGGGCAGUGAUAGGGUUACUAUGGGCACCAUGACACAGAACAUGAAAAGUUGAUUCUCAGCUCCCAGGACAUAUUUUUUGGGAUGAAAAGAAAAAGUCACUGAUGACUUAUUUCCAGUUAUGUUGGUGAAUAUUGCUUCAUCGAGGAGACAUUUGAAGAGUGUAAGCUAGUAACAACUUAAAUCUUGGAUGUACAUUUCAUGCAGAAUGUUACAGGACCUGGAAAAAAAAAUUCAGACAAGAAUGGGCAGCUUCAGUUGAGAAGGUUGUGUCUUAUGCACAGUUUAAACAGUGGACAUAUUGACAUCAAUGCCUGUGGGGGUUCAUAAAUUGUACUGGUGAGAUGUUUCUUCUACUGUUAUGCUUUAUUUAUUGUGUUCCGUUGAGAUGUCUCACACUUCUGCGUUUGAAUCCCGGUCCAGUUAAAUAACCCUGCUGUGCAUGAUAACUUGUGUUUUCAUAAAAAAAAAAAAAAAAAAAAAAAAAAAAAAAAAAAAAAAAAAGUUGAGCCCAUUUUACAUUUUUGAGGGCAUCAGUGCACCACAUGCUGUUCUCUCUGGACUGUGACCAGGUGAACUUCCUGGAUUUUAUACAACUCAAUAAAUAUUAAUCCAAGAGCAUUUUCCAAAAUACAGUUUUCCAGCCAAUAAGGAAACGCUGAAUAUUCAAACAGCUAAUCGUCUUCAACCUCUAAGGUACGAUUACAUUUUUGCCUUUCAGCACCAUAAUACUUUAUUAUAUUUGUCUCAUAAAUAUUUGUAUAAGCACAGUGGGUAAAUAGUCAAUGUCAGUUUAGUACUUGCAGCUUGUAUUGUAGUUGUUUUGCUUUACAAGCGAAUGUGUUUUUGUAUUCGCUAUUCAUUUGCAAAACAAAAACAUUCCUAAAACUGAAACGUGGAUCAGCAAUCGCACGCGUAUUAACACUGCCAUCUAGUGGUUGUGGCUGCAUGUGGGUUGUUGUGUUGGUGGUGGAUCAGUCCACAUUUGUGCAUUUGUGUCUCAAAAAAGCGGGGAAUGCGUGUCAUUGCUUGUCCAUAAAGGCGAAUCUCACUCCACAAACACAAUCUUCAGUUUUACAAAUG